Panthera uncia (snow leopard) is the source of this 1766-nucleotide messenger RNA. It is a transcript of the gene KRT71, whose product is annotated as keratin 71. Bases 1 to 1575 code for a protein of 524 amino acids. The record is from RefSeq and is a predicted model, not a curated record. The transcript has 9 exons. Gene Ontology annotation, cellular component: keratin filament. Lineage: Eukaryota; Metazoa; Chordata; Mammalia; Carnivora; Felidae. Gene Ontology annotation, molecular function: structural constituent of skin epidermis. Gene Ontology annotation, biological process: keratinization; intermediate filament organization.
AUGAACCGCCAGUUCACCUGCAAGUCAGGGGCUGCCGCCAAGGGGGGCUUCAGCGGCUGCUCAGCAGUGCUCUCAGGGGGCAGCUCGUCCUCCUACCGGGCAGGGGGCAAAGGGCUCAGUGGGGGCUUCGGAAGCCGGAGCCUCUACAGCCUGGGGGGCAUCCGGAACAUCUCCCUCAACAUGGCCAGCGGCAGCGGGAAGAGUGGUUAUGGAUUUGGCCGGGGCCGGGCCAGUGGCUUUGCUGGCAGCAUGUUUGGCAGUGUGGCCCUGGGGCCCGUGUGUUCAACUGUGUGCCCACCUGGAGGCAUCCAUCAGGUCACUGUCAACGAGAGCCUCCUGGCCCCCCUCAACGUGGAGCUGGACCCUGAGAUCCAGAAAGUGCGCGCCCAAGAGCGGGAGCAGAUCAAGGCUCUGAACAACAAGUUCGCCUCCUUCAUCGACAAGGUGCGGUUCCUGGAACAGCAGAACCAGGUGCUGGAGACCAAGUGGGAGCUGCUACAGCAGCUGGACCUGAACAACUGCAAGAACAACCUGGAGCCCAUCCUCGAGGGCUACAUCAGCAACCUGAGGAAGCAGUUGGAGACACUGUCUGGGGACAGGGUGCGGCUGGACUCAGAGCUGCGUAGCGUGCGGGACGUGGUGGAGGACUACAAGAAGAAGUAUGAGGAAGAAAUCAACAGGAGGACAGCUGCAGAGAACGAGUUUGUGCUGCUCAAGAAGGACGUGGAUGCAGCUUAUGCCAAUAAGGAGGAGCUCCAGGCCAAGGUGGACUCCAUGGAUCAGGAGAUCAAGUUUUUCAAGUGCCUCUAUGAAGCCGAGAUCGCUCAGAUCCAGUCCCACAUCAGCGACAUGUCCGUCAUCCUGUCCAUGGAUAACAACCGGGACCUGAACUUGGACAGCAUCAUUGACGAGGUCCGUGCCCAGUAUGAAGAGAUUGCCUUGAAGAGCAAGGCUGAGGCUGAGGCCCUGUACCAGACCAAGUUCCAGGAGCUGCAGCUGGCAGCUGGCCGGCAUGGGGAUGACCUCAAAAACACCAAGAACGAAAUCUCGGAGCUCACCCGGCUCAUCCAGAGAAUCCGCUCAGAGAUUGAGAAUGUGAAGAAGCAGGCUUCCAACCUGGAGACGGCCAUCGCCGAUGCCGAGCAGCGGGGCGACAGUGCCCUGAAGGAUGCCCGGGCCAAGCUGGACGAGCUGGAGUCCGCCCUGCACCAGGCCAAGGAGGAGCUGGCCCGGAUGCUGCGGGAGUACCAGGAGCUCAUGAGCCUGAAGCUGGCCCUGGACAUGGAGAUCGCCACCUACCGCAAGCUUCUGGAGAGCGAGGAAUGCAGGAUGUCAGGAGAAUUUCCCUCCCCUGUCAGCAUCUCCAUCAUCAGCAGCACCAGCGGCAGCAGUGGCUAUGGCCUCCGGCCCAGCUCUGUCAGCGGCGGCUACGUGGCCAACAGCAGCAGCUGCAUCUCGGGCGUGUGCAGUGUCCGCGGUGGGGAGGGCAGGAGCCGGGGCAGCACCAGCGACUACAAGGAUACCCUGGGGAAGGGCUCCAGCCAGAACGCGUCCUCCAAGAAAGCCAGCAGGUAGAGAGGGCCGUCCGAUGCCCUCCUGCCACCCGUGCAUCCCCAGCUGUCUCCCACACACGCUCUUCCCCAGCCCACCAGCAGCCCCAUCUCUACCCAGCCCUGCUCUCGUACCUCCAGUGCUGGCCUUGGCCACCCACUUCUCCCAGCCUGUGUCUUCCUGAGCCUGGACAGGUGUGGAUGACUAAACCUGGG